Nymphalis io (European peacock) is the source of this 2523-nucleotide messenger RNA. RefSeq lists its product as uncharacterized. Gene Ontology annotation, molecular function: potassium channel regulator activity. Lineage: Eukaryota; Metazoa; Arthropoda; Insecta; Lepidoptera; Nymphalidae. The transcript has 6 exons. Gene Ontology annotation, biological process: regulation of potassium ion transport; regulation of muscle contraction. The record is from RefSeq and is a predicted model, not a curated record. Bases 271 to 1848 code for a protein of 525 amino acids. Gene Ontology annotation, cellular component: striated muscle dense body; plasma membrane.
CACCCGCAAACGACAAGAUGUAUAAAGGGAGAAUUAUUUACCAACAUAUUUUAUUCAAAUACUAGCAUAUCGUUUAUAUCCGGACAUAUCUAUUAGUUUAAGAAAACCUACUGUUAUAGAUAUAUGACAUAUAUGGAGUUAAAUAAAUUUGUAAAAAUAUUAUACGGUGGACGGAAGAAAAUUAUUCUGAAUGUAACGUGAAAUGGAUUUCGAUAAAGGCGUUUUUAAUAAUUAUAAAUGAGCGGAUGUUGAUAAGAGUCGGAUGGUCGUAUGGGCAGCCUACCGGAUCUGACGGAGCGAACGCGGCCGCAAAGUAUCCGGACCGCGGCCCGGACCGUGUCCGAUCCACACCGUCACCGGACUGUCAUUACUCAGAUACCAGUAAACACGAUAUGCAAAAAAGAAUGGCCAUGGAGGAAAUCGAAGGCACCGAUAAAAGUUCCUGUCGCUGUAACCAACCGGCGACGGGACUCGGCUGCUUCCUCAGUAGGAGCGGCUUCCGUUCGUCGCCUCAUUACCAGACAACCGCCAAAGAUACCGAAACCUCUCGUCACUCGUUUCACUUUACUGUGUGUAGCCAGCGGCUUGUGCUCGACAGCCCUGCUACCUUUCACAGCUUUUGCAGGCGCAGAAGCCGGAGCAAUGCCACUCGCGAUUAUGCACACAGCAGCUGCAGUAGUAGCACCCUUUUCUCCUCUUAUUCUACAAAAAUCGGGAACGAGGAUAGUGAUAACAACAGCACAUAUCCUAGUUUGCAUCCUCCUCACAGCGCAUACAAUAGCAACACCUUUGUCAAUUUUACUACCGUUGUACGCCAUUUCUGGCAUAACGCUUUCUCCAAUGUCGCUGGCUUUAUCCGUGUCUGCGACCUCCUUAGCUCAGGCGGCUGGCGAUGAGUGCAGAAGAAAGAUAGCUUUACGAAGAGGAUUGAGGGCUCUUCGAGCGGCACAAGAUUUAGGUCUUGUAUUUGGAUCACUUUUACUUGGAGGAGCGUUGAUAUUAUGGCCUGAAAAUCUGUCGCCAUUGCAAUUUAUAUCGACAUCAAUAGAUAAUUCAUCCGUGACAAAAUGGUCCGACGAAUACUCUUUGGAUGACGAUUAUGAGGAGAAAACGUGUGGAUCAGCGGGAUGCCCUGGUGUUCAAUUUUUGCUGGGAUCUUCUUUAAACGCUGAAGGUCGUCGAAUUCUUGUCGCACUAUGGGCGACACUGACACUAGCCGCAGCUUGCCUGGGCCUGUACGGCGCCGCCUCCACACCUGCUCCGCCUCCAGAUGCCCGCUCCAUAGUUAAGGAUCCUCGAGCAUUACUGGGUGCGCCGAUGGGACUCUUUAUCGGUCUUCAACAGGGAUUUAUCUAUACGUCAUAUAUUAAGUGGUACGGUGUGUGCGUCGGGGGCUGGAGCGGUGCGUGGCGAGCGCUGUGCGGCGCUGGAGCGCUGCAGGCUCUAGCCGCUGCGACUCUGAGCAUGGCGGCGGCGCGCGGUCGGCGGGUCGCACUCGCCGUGGGCGGCGCCGCCGCGCACGCGUCGCUGCUCCUCGCCCUCCUGCGCUGGCGCGCCGAGAGAAGUGACUUGGCUCUUCCCGCCGUUGCUGCUGCAGCGUGGGGCGCCUGUGCCGCUUUGUGGGACGUUUUACAGGCGGGUAUAUGCGUGGGCGGCGGCGGCUGGCGCGGGCCGUGGUCCGCCACGCUGGCGGCGCGCCACGCCGGGCUGGCGCUCGCGUGCGCGGCGCGCGCGCUGUUGUGUGUGCGCACUCAGCUGGCGGGGCUCGCCCUCGCCCUCGCCUCGGCCAUCGCCGCUCAAGUGACGCUCGAGCUGCGCAUUCGCCGCACCGAGCGACAUCGCUCCUAACGACGAGCUGCGGGCGGAACUCCGCUCGCUCAGCACGAGGAGGACGUCGCUUGCAACGUUCUAAAUUAACAUGUUUUAUACGAUAUCGUUACCGACUCGGCUCCGAAUUCUAAGCCGUGUCCCGAUUGCGAUUCGCAUAUUUGAUAAUCGAACGUGUAACUGAUGACUAUUUUCGAUCGUCGAGUCUUUUAUCGAAUCGAAUUUCAAUCUUUGAUUUUGUAUUUGCGAACCGCAAUUACGGCUCGAGAGGGUUCUAUCACGGCUUAGACCCUUACUCGUAAAGUUGGCUGUUAAAUGUAAGAUUAUUUAGGGAAAAUGGACGUAUUUGUACAUAGAAUAAAUAAAUUAAUGAUUGAAUUAUAUUGAAUGAGUAGAUUUGAAUGAAAUGAACAAGUUUAUAAUGUAGUUUACAAGCUGUCUAAAACUAAACACUACAUCCAGAAAUCUUAAAAAAAAAAUGAAUCGACUGGAUUUUUUUCAAUAUUAGGAUUAAGCACUUGUAUUCGCUUUUCAAUUUACACUUCUUCCAAGUUAUUAUCGAUACCCCCUACACAGGGUGAGAUUAUAUGUCGAGCUGUGAAAUAAUAUACUUAUCUAUAAAAUUAUAAGAUUGUCUUCAUGUUCAGAUGUUUUACGUGUUUUGUACUUAUAGACGUACUUUUCUGAAAACUUUUC